UCAGUAUAGAAACUAAACUCACGUAGAAAGCUUGUGAACGUGUGGUCGAGGUUUUCGGUUCCGCCGCGCGUGUGUUUUGUUCCACAACUGCUGGUGAUAAGUUUGAUAAACGUUUUAGGCCUCAAUCGGUCAUGUGGAGUUGAAAAUGUAGCAUGGUGUCACAGUCGGAACAAAGAAGAGAGCUUGGAUUCCAAAAAAAAAUGAAUUUUCCUAGUGGCUAGUGGAAGAAAGUGAUUACUAGCUGAAAGAAGAGAAAAAGUUAUGUAAUUUCAUGCAGUGCAGUGAUCUCAGCUAAAGUGUGUCAAGUGCCUCUAUGGUAGUUAUGUUUUUUGGGAGAGAACGAAUAAUGUGAAGCAUAAAAUCGUUCCUGCGACGAACGGUCAUAUUUCGCAAAAUCCAAGCAAAUCAAGUGUCGCAAUGAAUGUAAAUUGCCACAAAAUGUUAAUUCUAUCAGCGCCGCCAGGUGUGCACUAGUGAGUAGGUCACGCUGAAUUUUAACAGCACAAACAAAUAGGCAGCAGGCUCGAACAACUUUGAAUCACAAGUGCGUGUGUGUAAGUGUGUGUGUUUGUUGCGUCUUGUGGCGUCGCGCGGCGCCGCGAGGGAAAUUUGGCUUUUUUGCAUUGUGUUGCUGCGUGGACGUAAUGAAACUGAUUACUGCGACGUUUCUAACGGCGAAGGCGAUAAUAGUGACAGCUACGAUGCGACGGGUCUAGUCGAAAGAGACGGGACUAGCUGGAAAAGGUUCGCACAGCAAAGAUGCCACUGUGAUCUGAGCCGCUGUUGAGAACGGUAGUGAAGCGGACCCGAUCGCAAAAACAUCUAUAACACUAAAGUUAAGAACUCAACUUCAGCAGCCGAUAGUGAAAUAUGAUAAAAAUUCAACACCUGUGCCGAGCAUGCUUCCUGUAUAUACUACUGAUUAGCCUGACGGCGAUGACGUCGACAAUGGCCACAGCCUACCGGGUGGGAGUGGGACGUUCCGACUGUACCGGGCCGCCAGUGGAGAUUACCUUUAUGGGUUAUGCGCAAUUGUCCCAACGCGGGGCCGGUAUCCAUUUGCGUCAGUACUCGAGGGCGUUCAUUUUCGAGGAAUCCGGUAAACGAGCAGUCUUUGUAAGCGUGGACGCAGGUAUGAUGGGACACGCGGUGAAACGCGAUGUCCUGGCCGUGCUGCAGAAGAAGUAUGGAGAUAUGUACAAUGUGAACAAUGUGGCCAUCAGUGGGUCCCAUACCCAUAGCACCCCGGGUGGCUUUCUGAUGUAUCUGCUGUACGACAUGACUUCGCUUGGAUUCGUCUCGGAGACGUUUAAUGCUUUGGUACGGGGCAUAGCGCAGAGUAUCAUCAGAGCGCAUAAUAACAUGAUCGAUGCGAAGAUUUACGUUUCGGAGAUUGAUGUUCAGGACGCGAACAUCAACCGCAGUCCUAGCGCGUAUGAGAAUAAUCCGGAAGAAGAGAAGGCACAGUAUAAGGAUAAUGUCGAUAAGCGAAUGGUACAGAUGCGGAUGGUAAAUAAGAACAAUGUGGUGUUCGGGGCUAUCAACUGGUUUGCGGUUCAUCCUACUUCGAUGAACAAUACCAACCGGUUCGUGUCCAGCGAUAAUGUGGGCUAUGCUUCCGUUCUGUUGGAACAAGAACGAAAUAAGGGCAGCUUGGUGGGUAAGGGUGAAUUUGUAGGUGUGUUCGCAUCGAGCAAUCUCGGAGACGUUUCGCCUAACAUCAUGGGACCGAAGUGUGAGAAAACUGGACUGCCAUGCGAUGUUCUGACGUCAUCCUGUCCGUCUGGAGCUGGAGCCUGUUUCGCAUCCGGCCCUGGAAAGGACAUGUACGAGAGCACCAAGAUAAUAGCGACUCGGCUGUACAAUGCAGCAUCGAAACUGCUAGCUCAAUCCGGCGGACGCCAGGUGACCGGACCGGUGGGCUUUGUUCACCAGUUUAUCGACAUGACGCGGGCCGAGGCAAUGUAUUACAACCCUAAAACGCGAGUAUUCGAAUUGGUCCGUGGUUGCGUUCCGGCUAUGGGUUACAGCUUUGCCGCCGGUACCACCGAUGGACCGGGUGCUUUCGAUUUCCAGCAGGGUACCAUCACGGACAAUGCUCUGUGGAACGCGGUUCGGGAUUUUAUUGCCGAGCCUACGAACGAUGACAAGGAGUGUCAGGCUCCGAAACCGAUUCUGUUGGCAACGGGGCGGGCAACGUUCCCCUAUGACUGGCAGCCAAAGAUAGUACCGACGCAGAUCUUACUGAUAGGGGAUUUUGCUAUUGCGGCCGUGCCGGGAGAAUUUACCACAAUGUCCGGCAGACGGAUGAGAAACGAAAUUUCACGAGCUUCCGUAGCUGCCGGUGGAAACGAACUGCAGGUCGUCGUGGCUGGUUUGUCGAAUAUGUACUCGAGUUACAUAGCGACACCGGAGGAGUACGAAAUUCAACGAUACGAAGGGGCAUCAACUCUGUUCGGACCGCAUACCUUGACGAUUUAUCUUCAGCAGUACAAGAAAAUGAUUAAAUCUUUGGUGAAAAACGAGCCGUUAGAUGCUGGACCUACGCCACCCUAUCAGGAUGACAAGCAGAUAUCUCUGAUGACGGGGGUUAUAUUUGAUGGUCAUCCCAUUGGACGGGAAUUUGGAAGCGUGAAAGUUCAACCGCUCAACACUUACGAACGUGGGGACACGGUUUAUACGACUUUUAUUACCGGGAAUCCACGGAAUAAUUUAAUGCACGAUAAAACAUUCUUCACAGUCGAACAGAAACAAAUCGACGGCAAUUGGACAGUUAUUGCCACUGAUGCCAACUGGGAAACAAAAUUCAAAUGGGAACGACAGUCGACGAUCCUGGGCUUCAGUGACAUCGAGUUCAUGUGGGAAAUCGGACCGGAUGUAAAGUUGGGAACCUAUCGAAUUCGACAUUUCGGUUACUACCGAUACAUACUGGGAGGAGUGUAUCCGUACACCGGAUCGACAAAGACUUUCAUCGUAGAGUGAUGAACCGGCGAUCGUCACCGCGUAAAUGGAAACAUUUGAAUGUGAUAAAUUUGUAGAAGCAUGCCACGAUGGUGGAGAGAGAUUUGCUGAGUGAAGUGACGUUCAUUUGUGAAACGAUUAGGUUAAGGUAAAGCUACAAAUUGGAACCAAAAAGCCUAGUCAAUAAAUGAUAUCUGUAGAUUGGGUAAGCAUAGAUUAGCUAUGGUACAUUUUACAUAAAAAUA
This is a messenger RNA of Topomyia yanbarensis, 3206 nucleotides long. RefSeq names its product neutral ceramidase (gene CDase). The record is from RefSeq and is a predicted model, not a curated record. Gene Ontology annotation, biological process: ceramide catabolic process; long-chain fatty acid biosynthetic process; sphingosine biosynthetic process. The coding region runs from base 871 to 2982 and encodes 703 amino acids. The transcript is spliced from 5 exons. Gene Ontology annotation, molecular function: N-acylsphingosine amidohydrolase activity. NCBI's taxonomy places the organism in Eukaryota, Metazoa, Arthropoda, Insecta, Diptera, Culicidae. Gene Ontology annotation, cellular component: extracellular region.